GUCACGGCUCCUCCUUCUCGAUGAACUGUCGCUCCUGCUUCUGUUUCUCUGGAGAAACGAUCUGCUCCAAGAAACCCUGCCUGACCCCCCACAGCUCUGAGGACGAGAGGAGGCUCUUCACAGGUCUCCCGUGCAGCUGCCCUCAUCACUUCGUGCCGGUCUGUGCUUCUAACGGUCGGACGUACCCCAGCGCCUGCGUCGCUCGAUGUCUCGGAUUCUCAGACCAGAACUUCCAGUUCGGACGCUGCAGACUCAGCGACCCCUGCAGAGGGAAACCCUGUAGCAGGGGCCUGAGGUGUGUCCCCCGGUACGCAGUGUGUCUCUCUCUCUCCUCAGAGUGUCCUCAGUAUGAGUGUGUCGCUCGCCCCUCAUGCGACCGCAGCAUCGUGCAGCCGGCCUGCGACACAGACGGCCUCGUGCACUCUUCCACGUGCACGCUCCUGCAUGCCGGAAAGACCCUGGCCUACCUGGGACCCUGCCAGGACUGGUGCAGACGUCCCUCUCCAGUGUGCGGUCAGAACGGAGAGACCUACAGCACGGUGUGUGAGGCGUUCAAUGACCGCGUUGCCGUGGACUACCAGGGCUCCUGCCACGCUGUGGGUCCUGUCUCUGAGGGUGCCCCGGAGACUGCCUGCAGCGGGGUGCCCUGCCCCCCCCUCUCCCCCCCGCACUGCACCCCCCUCACCCCCCCAGGAGCCUGCUGUCCUAUCUGUGCUGCCAUGCUGCAGAUCCUCCUGAACCAGGAGCAGAUCAACACCUUCGCUAAGCUGAACGGCAGCCCAGUGACCGUGCGAGGCGUCCUCCAGGUCCUCCGUCCUCUCGUCUCCGUCCCGCAGUGCGACGUCUUCGGGUUCCUUAGCAUCGACAAGACUCUGGUGGUGAUCAUAGCUCCAACUGAGAGAGAGCCCACCAGCAUACAGAUCGAGGCGUGCAACAAGGAGGCGGAGAAGAUCGACUCCCUCAUUAAUUAUGCGAGUCCCACGCUGAUCUCUCACGUCCCUCUGUCUGCCUUCCUGUCCUCUGAGGUCAGCACCUCCUCCACGUACUCCUCCGGGGGCGCGCCCUCCUCCUCUCUCCCCCCAGUGCUCAUCCUCCUCCUGGGCCUCCUCAUCGCAGGUAUACCCCCCCUCUGAGGCCUCACAGGUGUGUGUGUGUGUGUGUGUGUGUGUGUGUGUGUGUGUGUGUGUGUGAGGGGAGGAACUCUCGACAAUCAUUCCUAUCGACAAUCAGCCGGUGGAAAAGCUUUUAUUUUGAAAAGCUUUCCGUGCGAACAGUGUUACUCACGGGGUUUUUCCCCAGUGUGUGUGUGUGUGUGUGUGUGUGUGUGUGUGUGUGUGUGUGUGUCUGAUUGGAUUCUUGGAAUCAGACGAGGUCAACACAUCCCAUCUGACUUAUUACCCAGAAUUCCCUCUUUCACACAGAGAUAGGAGUCGUCGGUGCAGACUAAUUCCUGGAAGUCUGAUUUAAUUUUUUACAAGUGAUGCUUUUUUCCAGCCUGUAUUAUUAAUGCUUUUUGUAUUUACAUGUAAUAAGAUGUGUGUAUUUGGACCUUCAGUGUUUGAGCCUCACAGUGUUAGUGCCUUGCUCAUGGGCACAGGAGAUGAAGUCGAUAAUGAAGGACGUGUUACGAGGCUUUCCUCCAAAAACAAAGACCUGGUGACACUUUAUCUGAUGUGGUGUUCAUAAACAGUCAUUUAUAUGUUAUUAUAUUUAAUAUAUUAUAUAUAAGGACCUUCAUGCAUGACAAUCUAUGAAUAUUUUCUGAUGGAUUUCCUACUUUUGAUCUCAGUUCAGCUCCAAAAGAUAAGAAUAUCCUUCAUUUUUUAUCAAUUUGAUUCUUUGUUAAUAAUAACUAAUGGAAAACAAGAUGAUUAUGAAGACAACAUAUUGAAUAAUGACUUAUAUGUGCCUCCUUUACAUGCCAAAUCAUUGUAUUUCUUCACAUUUGUUUUAAUAUUAUACUGUUUUUUCUUAAAAAACGCUUAAAAUCUGCAGUAAAACGGACCUGCAGUAAUUAGACUAUAAUCUAUUACUCAUAAUUAAGCUUUUUACUGCAUAAAAAAGUGUUUACAUGCUGUUCCCAGCCUCUCCAAUCUGAAGAGUUCUGCUUUAUAUCAAAUGAAAGUGAAUAUAUUUGGACAUUUAUUGAUAAAUUGGUAAUAAAAGUACUCGUUAGUUGCAGUGAAAGUACAUAAAUGAGGUAUUUGGUGUGUUUUAUGAGCACCACGUGUGAUAUAAAGCUCAGUCAGUGUUUUCUCUCAGUAUUAAAGGGACGCUUCAGAACCAGAAGCCAUUUGCUAACUAAGGACAAUCACUACCCACAAUCCUCUCUGGGUGGAUCUCACUAUGCCUUGUGUCGUAUAUGAAGUAAUAAUGAAAUGCAAUAAUGUUAUAUAUUAAGGUGUGUGUGUGUGUGUGUGUGUGUGUGUGUGUGUGUGUGUGUGUGUGUGUGUG
Molecule: messenger RNA, 2454 nt
Organism: Trematomus bernacchii (emerald rockcod)
Lineage: Eukaryota; Metazoa; Chordata; Actinopteri; Perciformes; Nototheniidae
Product: reversion-inducing cysteine-rich protein with Kazal motifs-like
Biological process (GO): extracellular matrix organization; sprouting angiogenesis; blood vessel maturation
Cellular component (GO): plasma membrane
Molecular function (GO): metalloendopeptidase inhibitor activity; protein binding
Source: RefSeq, a predicted model, not a curated record